Molecule: messenger RNA, 2030 nt
Organism: Scaptodrosophila lebanonensis
Lineage: Eukaryota; Metazoa; Arthropoda; Insecta; Diptera; Drosophilidae
Product: esterase B1-like
Exons: 4
Coding region: 178-1890 (570 amino acids)
Source: RefSeq, a predicted model, not a curated record
UAUAUUGUCGGUUUAUUUAAAAUCAGUUUGCUCUCAACUUGGUAUUUAGUCCGCAAAUUAACCCACUAUGCCCGGUUAGGGUUAAAUGCAAUCAGCUGAUUUUGUUUACACCGUCUAAAGUUCAUUUCAUUUUUUCGCCCACUCUACGAUUAGAUUGGUUUGGUGAAGGCAACAAGUAUGUUUACUAAUUUAAUCGUACGGCGUGGAUUUUGCUUAAAUCAACUUUUUUGCAGACGGUACAGUAAGAUGAAGAAUGACCGCUCAGUAAAAGUUCCUGUUCAGCAGGGUAUAGUGGUAGGUCGGGAGCGCGAACUGCCGAGUGGAUUAAAAUACGAAUGCUUCUUGGGAGUGCCCUAUGCGGUUCCCCCAGUGGGAAAGCUACGUUUUCGGAGCCCGGUGCCGCUCGAGCACUUCGAUGCUGAUGAGUUGGACUGUACCAAGGAGGGCGAUGUUUCGCAUCAGCGGGACCCAUUAACACAAAGUGUGGUCGGCUCAGAGAACUGCCUUUUUCUCAACGUGUUUACACCCAAGAAGAGAACGACGGAACAACUUCCUGUUAUGGUGUGGAUACAUGGAGGUGGUUUCUUUUUUGGAAAUGGCAAUAGUGACUAUCACUUUCCAGCCAAGCUUUUAGAGCAAGACGUAGUGGUGGUGACCUUGAACUAUCGUCUGGGCGCACUGGGUUUUCUGUAUUUACCCGAGGAAGGAAUCCACGGCAAUGCAGGUCUGAAAGACCAGCGGCUGGCUUUGCAGUGGGUUCAAGAAAACAUUGCUAAUUUUAACGGUGAUCCCAAGAAUGUGACGUUGUUUGGUGAAAGCGCCGGUGCGGCCUCCGUACAAUUGCAUACAUACUCAAAACAUGCCAACAAACUGUUCCAUAAGGCCAUAAUGCAGAGUGGCACGGCGAAUAUGGAAUGGGUGCUACAAAAUCAGCCCGAAUAUAAGACCCGACGCUUGACUGAGCUCCUUGGUGGGAGCAUAGAUGAUUCCCAAUCAAUACUCAAGUUCUUACAGUCUCCAAGAGUGACGCCCAUGGCCAUGCUAGAAAGUAGAAUGGCGUUGCUGACGCCCGAUGAGCGACGUCGUCAUAUGCCUUUCGUUUUUAGGCCCGUCGUAGAGGAAUCCAUAAGUCCAGACAGUUUUAUUGAAGCUAAUAUUCUGGAUUUGCUUUACGAGAAGGACCGUUUGAAUGGAAUGCCCAUUAUUUUGGGCUACGUAUCAGCUGAGGGCAUUGCCAUGGUGGUAAAUGCAAAACGCAAGCUAGAUAUUUAUGAUCAGGACUUGGCGCGUCUAGUGCCGCGCAAUCUGAUUGUGGAGCCCAAUGCACCAGAAGCCUUAGAGGUGGCAAAGCACCUGCGGGCCUUCUAUUUUAAUGGUCAGGCGUUAACGCCGGGAAUUUUGGAUAAUUUAGUCGAUCUGCUCACUGACUUUCACUUCAACAUUGACCUCCAAUUCGCCGCAGAGGUACAUGCUCAUCGUCAGACUUCGUCGCCACUCUAUUUCUAUCGCUUUGAUUAUGUGGGCAAUCGAAAUAUGUAUAAGCGUAUGUUGCAGAGCGAAAAACUUCGAGGUGCCUGUCAUGGAGAUGAGCUAUUCUAUUUAUUUCAAAUGUCAGAUGAUGAAUCGCCGAUGACUAAGGAGGAUGAUGCAGUGUCUCACCGAAUAUGUGAAAUGUGGGCGAAUUUUGCAAAACACGGAAGACCGGCAAGAGAUUGGACACCCGUUCAGCCCCAUAGUGAGAAGAAUCAAGCUUACCAGUUGGACUAUUUCAGAAUAGAUCGGGAGUGUGGAAUGCGGCGUAAUCCCGAUGGCGAACGCAUUGAAUUUUGGCGAAGCAUGUACAAAAAGUAUAAACCUAACUGCUAUGAAGCUCUGAGAGCUAAACUAUAGUGAACAUUUAUUUAUAUACAUAUGUGAUAAGCAUGAUUUAUGUGAUAUGAAAAUUUAUGUAUGUACUAUAUAUACAUACAUAUGUAUAUAUGUACACAUAUUUUUCCAAAUGUGUUGUAUUAAAACCCCCAGCAAUUUUA